Messenger RNA from Ambispora gerdemannii, 435 nucleotides. NCBI's taxonomy places the organism in Eukaryota, Fungi, Glomeromycota, Glomeromycetes, Archaeosporales, Ambisporaceae. The record is from the annotation of a GenBank genome assembly.
AACUAUCGAAACAUAUCUCAGCCAGAAAUUUCUUCUAUGGCGAGUCAAGCAUGGAAGCAAGAGCCUCCGUACGUCAAAGAAACAUACUAUAACUUUGCCAAACGGGCUCAAGAGAUUUAUUUGGCUCAAAAUACUGAAAAUCACGUAAUUGUUGACACCAAUCAACAAAAUGGAAUUAUUGAAGAGAUUAAUCCUCUCAUAUCUGAAACCGUUGACGCGAAAGAGACGUCUUUCAAUUCUAACUUUGAUACCAAUGUUAAUUUCGAGUUCACUAAUAUGCAAUACCGCAUUAUUACACUUGAGAACGAACUCAUCUCAAUGAACGCUAAGCUCUCUCAUGUUAUCACUCUUGAGAAUGAAAUAUCUUCAAUGAGACAGACUAUAUCAGAAUUGAACGAUAAACUUAGAGAAUAUUUACCUUUCUUUGACAUUUAG